Messenger RNA from Didymosphaeria variabile, 1161 nucleotides. RefSeq lists its product as uncharacterized. Bases 1 to 1161 code for a protein of 386 amino acids. The transcript has 2 exons. The record is from RefSeq and is a predicted model, not a curated record. NCBI's taxonomy places the organism in Eukaryota, Fungi, Ascomycota, Dothideomycetes, Pleosporales, Didymosphaeriaceae. Gene Ontology annotation, molecular function: monooxygenase activity; calcium ion binding.
AUGUCCUCCGCCUAUCUCCUAGCAUCCAACUCACAGUUCGCCGACACAGUGAUACCUAGCAACCAUCCACAGCAGGAUUUAGACCAAAAGGACCCAGGCGAUCGACAUCCGGAGGAAGGCCAGAUGAAUCGGGCGCAGACGGACCAGCGGCACGAGCGCUCUGAUCAGACUGGAAAGCUCGAGAUCGACCAACAUCAAGAGACGGACCAGCUCAACAAGCUUUCGGACGGGCAUUCUGCUCAGCAUCAUGCAAACCUCUCCAACGGCGUUCCGGUCAACGACGGUACGAGCGAAAAGACCAAGCCUUCGAACGAUACGCCUGCCAAUGUCGACAAUCACUCGCACCACGAUUGCCAACAUUGGCAUCACGUGGGCGACAAAGUCAAAGAGUACAUAUUGAUAGAUAGCAAGCCAAAAGACGUGUUAACGGAAACGCGGCCAAGAGAAGACGUCAUCAUACGAUCCAUUCGACCAGUCCCCAUCACCAUCAAGCGAAAACCCUUCAUCGCGGGACCCGACAGCAAGCUUCGCAAUGCCGGAACUGCACGCGCAUACAUGGCCGCCACAGAAGAGAAGCCCUACGGCACAACGCAUAGAGACUGGGCGCGCAACCACUCGCACCAGACCGUCCUGCAACAACACUGCGACUUCUUCGACACGGAUCGCGAUGGCAUCAUCUGGCCACAAGACACCUUCUGGGGCUUCCACAAGCUCGGCUUCGGCAUCAUACUCUCCCUCAUCGCGGUCUUCGUCAUCCACGCCAACUUCUCCUACCCCACACUUCCCACCUGGCUACCCGAUCCCUUCUUCCGCCUCUACGUCGCGAACAUCCACAAAGACAAACAUGGCUCCGAUAGCGGCACGUACGACCAUGAAGGCCGCUUCGUUCCCCAAAAAUUCGAGGAUAUCUUCGAAAAGUAUGCUGACGGGAGGGAUUUCGUGACGUUAUGGGAUGUUAGCAACAUGAUGAAAGGACAGCAGUGCAUCGCUGAUCCGAUCGGGUGGGGCGGCGCGUUCUUCGAAUGGCUCGCGACGUACCUGAUGCUGUGGCCCGAGGAUGGACGCAUGAUGAAGGAGGAUAUCAGGGGGAUAUACGAUGGCAGUCUCUUUUACAAGAUCGCCGCAAGGCGUGCGUCGAACAAGGCGUACGGCUACGAGUAG